AUGGAGGUGUCUGAUGGGAAGCAGGUGGGAUUCGUGCCUUUGUACGUUUCAGGAUGUCCCGACAGUCAGUCAGUCUUGCCUGCGGUGGAGGUGGUGUUGGCGAUGAAUGCGGGUCUGGAUUUGGAAACUCACAUGGUACAGAAACCCUGUAUGUGCAUUGAAUGUGGAAAAGGCUUCAUCCAGAAGACAGAUCUCACUAUUCAUCAGAGAACUCAUACUGGAGAAAAGCCCUAUAUGUGCAGUGAAUGUGGAAAAGGUUUCAUUAGGAAGAGCCAUCUUACCAUUCAUCGGCGAACUCAUACUGGAGAGAAACCCUAUGUCUGCGGUGAAUGUGGGAAAGGCUUCAUUCAGAAGACAGAUCUCACUACUCAUCAGAGAACUCAUACUGGAGAGAAACCCUAUGUCUGUGGUGAAUGUGGGAAAGGCUUCAGCCAGAAGGGAAGUCUCAUUAGUCAUCAGCGAACACACACUGGAGAGAAGCCCUGUGUGUGUGGUGAUUGUGGUAAAGCCUUCAUUCAUAAGGGAAAUCUCAUUAUUCAUCAGCAAACUCAUACUGGGGAGAAACCCUAUGUGUGCAGUGAAUGUGGGAAAGGCUUCAUCCUUAAGGGAAAUCUCAGGGUUCAUCAACGAACUCAUACUGGAGAGAAGCCUUAUAUAUGCAAUGAAUGUGGAAAAGACUUCAGCCAGAAGUCACACUCGGUGGCACAUCAGAGAUUUCAUAAAGUAAUGAUUUCCUUUACGUGUAGUGAAUGUGGAAAAUCUUAUUCCCAGAAGUCAAGUCUCAGUAGACAUCGGAAAAUUCACAGAGAGAAACCCUUUCAAUGCAGUGAAUGUUGGAAAGCCUUCGAAACAAAGCAAGAGCUCAUUGCCCAUCCCACUCCCCCACCCCCCAAACGGCAAGUCUGCACCGUCAGCUUUGAUUGGAUCAUGACAUCUCUGCCGUGUGACAUCAUUACAGAAGUGGACUCACUGACGUUCCGCGACGUGGCUGUGGAGUUCACCCAGAAGGAGUGGCAGCUCCUGGCCCCUGCUCAGAAGGCCCUAUACCGGGACGUGAUGCUGGAGAACUACAGCCACCUGGUGUCCCUGGGAGGUUCUCAGGGCAGCGACCCGGAUCCAGAGGACACAUUCCGCUCUGGGUGCUUCUUGGUGGCACCCCACCCACCCCUGCAGAGGCUCCAUGCACUGUACUCGCUGCGUCUGCAUUCGUAG
This is a messenger RNA of Chrysochloris asiatica (Cape golden mole), 1212 nucleotides long. Its product is annotated as histone-lysine N-methyltransferase PRDM9-like. The transcript is spliced from 8 exons. Gene Ontology annotation, cellular component: nucleus. NCBI's taxonomy places the organism in Eukaryota, Metazoa, Chordata, Mammalia, Afrosoricida, Chrysochloridae. The record is from RefSeq and is a predicted model, not a curated record. Gene Ontology annotation, biological process: regulation of transcription by RNA polymerase II. Gene Ontology annotation, molecular function: RNA polymerase II cis-regulatory region sequence-specific DNA binding; DNA-binding transcription factor activity, RNA polymerase II-specific. Bases 1 to 1212 code for a protein of 403 amino acids.